Messenger RNA from Sordaria macrospora k-hell, 1713 nucleotides. RefSeq lists its product as uncharacterized. Gene Ontology annotation, biological process: proteolysis. The record is from RefSeq and is a predicted model, not a curated record. Gene Ontology annotation, molecular function: dipeptidyl-peptidase activity; serine-type exopeptidase activity. Lineage: Eukaryota; Fungi; Ascomycota; Sordariomycetes; Sordariales; Sordariaceae.
AUGAUGGGACUUGGACGUCUGCUGGCCGUCACGGCCUGCGUUGCACAGCUAGCCUCUGCUGUAGCGCCCCUGUCUGUCAGGAAUCUUCGCUUGUUGUCGGAGAGCGAUCUUGCGCUGGAGCCAGAGGGUGAUUUCACCAUUCAGGCCAGCACCGACCCCACGCUGCUUUACCCAGCCCGGACCAUCGAGGUGCCCGUUGACCACUUCCACAAUGACACCAAGUACGAGCCGCAUACUAACGACACCUUCGACCUUCGCUACUGGUUUGAUGCGACCUACUACAAAAAGGGAGGUCCCGUCAUUGUCCUCGCUGCUGGUGAGACGAGCGGUGUCGGCCGUCUCCAGUUCCUCCAGAAGGGCAUCGUGUACCAGCUCGCCAAGGCGACUGGUGGUGUCGGCGUCAUCCUUGAGCAUCGCUACUACGGAAAGAGUCUGCCUACUUCCGACUUCAGCACGAAGAACCUCCGCUUCCUCACCACCGACCAAGCGCUGGCCGAUACCGUCUACUUUGCUAAGAACGUCAAGUUCGCGGGUCUUGAGCACCUGGAUCUGACUGCGCCUAACACUCCCUAUAUUGCCUAUGGAGGUUCCUAUGCUGGUGCCUUCGUUGCCUUCUUGCGCAAGCUGUACCCUGAUGUUUACUGGGGCGCCAUCUCCUCAUCCGGCGUCACUGAGGCAAUCUAUGACUACUGGCAAUACUACGAGGCCGCCCGCAUCUACGCCCCCAAGGAUUGCGUGACUGCUACCCAAAAGCUCACCCACGUUGUUGACAACAUCAUCCUCAACAAGGCCAACGCCAAAUACGUGCAGAAGCUCAAGGACACAUUCGGUUUCGGCAACCUCACCCACACCGAUGACUUUGCCAACAUCAUCAGCUACGGUAUCGCGGGAUUGCAAUCGACCAACUGGGAUCCCGUGUUGAACGACACCUCAUACGGCGAGUACUGCAACAAUGUUAGCUCGAAUGCGCUGCUGUACCCCGAGGCUGCUCGCCUCAAAAAGGACGUCCAGAAGCUCCUAACUGUUGGCGGAUACGGCAAGGAGGUCAAGACGCUCACCAACCAGUUUUUGAACUACAUCGGCUAUGUCAACGUCACCCAAGUCCAGUCCUGUGACGAGGACCAGAAUGCCUGCUUUACUUCCUACGAUACCGAAUUCUACAAGAAGGACGAUCUUAAGCAGACUUGGCGCCUGUGGAUAUACCAGGUUUGCGAUCAAUGGGGCUACCUCCAAACCGGCUCCGGCGUCCCGCGCAACCAGCUCCCGCUGAUCUCCCGCGCUAUUGACCUCAACUACACCUCCAUCGUCUGCCGCGAGGCUUUCAACAUCUACAAGCCCUCGGACGUCGAAUCUAUCAACAAGUACGGCGGCUUCGGCAUCAGCUACCCGCGCCUGGCCAUCAUCGACGGCGAGAAGGACCCCUGGCGCGCCGCCACCCCGCACGCCAUCGGUCUGAAGAACCGCAAGAGCACCAUCAGCGAGCCCUUCAUCCUGAUCAAGGACGGCGUGCAUCACUGGGACGAGAACGGCGUGUUCCCCAACGAGACCCGCCACGACUUUCCCCCUAAGCCGGUGGAGGAGGCGCAAAGGGCCAUCAAGAACUUUGUCCAGGCUUGGCUCCAGGAUUUUAAGGAAAAGAGCGGGCAUGGUGGUGGACAUGGGCAUGGAAGUUCCGGCGUCUAUGAUGAACAGCGGGUUCUGGGUGAUUUGUGA